AUGGAAGGCGAACCUUUGCAACGUGUUACGGAAGUUAAAGAUCUGGGAAUUCGUUUUGUAUCGGAGUUGCACUUUAGGAAGCAUAUAAUGGAUGUCUGCAAGAAGGCAUACCGGAAUUUAGGGUUCAUUUUGCGGCAGGCGAAUCAGUUUACUAACAUCGCGGCAGUAAAGGCGUUGUACGAGGCUUUAGUUAAAAGUCACCUAGAGUACAACGCUGGAGUCUGGAGUCCACACGAGAAUAAGUACAAACUUAUGAUAGAACGUAUACAAAAUAAGUUUACUAGAUUCGUCUACUUAAAAUUGUAUGGUGUGUACCCGGGGUAUCCACUUUUAUACCCAACGUUGUUUGUACUGGGAAUGGUAGGAUAUUACAAGCUUGAGGUGAGACGUGAAGUAGCUCUAGCUACUUAUCUAUUUAAGGUGUUGAGAGGCAAAACUCACAACCCAGCACUACUGGAGGAAUUACGGCUGUGUGUUCCGGACGAGUACGUGUGGCGUAGGAGGCGGCCGCGGCUGCUGGUGGUACCGUGCGCACGCACGAACCUCUUGCAGAAGGCACCACUGACGCGGGCGUUGCACACAUUAAAUACAAUAGCCGAUAGGAUGGACCUAUUUACAUGUACACUCAACGAGUUCACUAGGGUAACAUAUGAGGUUGUGGUAAAGAGUUCCUAUAAUUUGUAA
Spodoptera frugiperda (fall armyworm) is the source of this 684-nucleotide messenger RNA. RefSeq lists its product as uncharacterized. Bases 1 to 684 code for a protein of 227 amino acids. The transcript has a single exon. Lineage: Eukaryota; Metazoa; Arthropoda; Insecta; Lepidoptera; Noctuidae. The record is from RefSeq and is a predicted model, not a curated record.